AUGGAUAUCUCUCGAAUUAUUAAGCCUUGGUUGCGCCAACCUCACAAGACUUUUGUCUUCGCCAAUGCCACCAUCAUCGAUCCCGUCGAGGGAACUUUGAUUCCCAAUGCGACUGUCCGCGUCUCCGAGGGCAAGAUUGUUCAAAUCGACACCACCGACUCAGCUACUGUUAAGGAAAAUGUCCCCGAGGAGGAUAUUAUCGACCUGAGCGGAAAGUACUUAUGUCCGGGUCUGAUUGAUUGUCACGUUCAUAUCGCCGUCGUGCCGGGAGAGACCGAUUUGCGAGCCUACAAUGAUAUGUCGGAGCGAGUCAGUCUUACUCGGCAACCACAUGUCCUGAGAACUAUGAUUCAGCGUGGUUUCACAUCGAUUCGAGACUGUGGUGGUGCUAGUUUGGCUAUGAAGCAGGCUGUCGAAGACGGUGUCCCUCCCGGUCCUCGUAUGUUCAUUGCUGGAUUUGCGCUUUCUCAGACAGGUGGUCAUGGUGAUAUGCGUGGUCCCCACAAUGAUCAGUUGUGCUGUGGUGGCUCCAUCUCUGGUAUUAGUCGAAUUGUGGAUGGCCCGGCUGAGUGUUACAAAUUUGCCCGAGAUGAGCUUCGUCAAGGCGCGGACUUUAUUAAGAUCAUGGGAGGAGGUGGUGUGGCAAGUCCCACAGAUCGCAUUGAGCAUGUCCAAUUCUCCGAUGAGGAAAUCAAGGCUAUCGUCACCGUGGCCAAGAAUGCAGGCACAUACGUCACAAGUCACAGCUACACUCCCCAGGCAAUUCAACAAGCCAUCAACCUGGGCGUGCGCGGAAUCGAGCACGGAAAUCUGAUCGACCUGGAGACAGCCAAGCUAAUGGCUGAGAAGGGCACAUUCCUCACACCAACCUUGAUCGCCCAUGUUAUGUCCAAGCAGAUGAACUUCCUGCCUGCUGAAAGUGCUGCUAAGAACGACGAAGUUCUCGAAAAGGGACUCCGCGCAAUGAAGAUGGCCGUGGAUGCCGGAGUUACGGUCUGUUUCGGUACUGAUCUUCUGGGUCCCAUGCAUUUCGCCCAGAGCAAGGAGUUCUCUGUUCGCAGCAAGGUCCUCACCCCUCUCCAAAUCCUGCGCAGUGCAACAAUCAAUGCUGCUCGCCUUGUCAUGCGGGAGGACGAAUUGGGUCAGAUUAAGGAGGGAUUCACUGCGGAUAUGUUGGUUCUGAAUGCUAACCCGCUUGAGGAUAUCACUGUCUUGGAUCGGGCCGAGCAGAGCAUUCUGAGUGUUAUUAAGGAUGGCAGAAUUAUGACAUCCCGAUUGGAAAAAUUGGUAGCUGAGCACUAG
Messenger RNA from Penicillium malachiteum, 1302 nucleotides. Its product is annotated as metal-dependent hydrolase family protein. The record is from RefSeq and is a predicted model, not a curated record. The coding region runs from base 1 to 1302 and encodes 433 amino acids. Lineage: Eukaryota; Fungi; Ascomycota; Eurotiomycetes; Eurotiales; Aspergillaceae. The transcript has 2 exons. Gene Ontology annotation, molecular function: hydrolase activity, acting on carbon-nitrogen (but not peptide) bonds.